GACAACUGGCCAUGUCGCACAAGUGGUAUAGGCUCUCAAUCUCAGGCUCGUUCGCUAAUCCGCAGAACUAUGUUAACAUAUUGUCGAGUGCCAGGUUGUCUUCUAUCACGCCAACGCAAACGCCAAAAUAUAUUCCGGUUACAGGCAGCGUCAGCGAUCUGAGCUUGUCCACCUUGUCCCGCAUGUCGCUUUUGGGCAAACUAAGUGCCAAAAAGUUGGUAAAAAAGCAAACCCCAAAAGUGCCAAGGACCAGGCAAAAAAGAAAUGAAUCUUGCGUAGCCCAGUGCCAGCAGGGUCAAUGCACGGCAGAAGAAUCCCAGCUGAUAAGAAACUUCAUCAGGGAGGUGCGCUAUCGUGAGCUCAGGCAGUACUAUGCCAAAAUGAUUGCCGCCGAGAGAAGCUGGCCGUCGUAUAUACCGAUCAGUUGCAUGUGUUCCGGCUGCGGAUUACCCAAGUUUAAAGUUCCGGCCAAGGAUAUACGUCACAAUGUCUAUUGUUGUGGACCUGAAACUAUGUGCUAAGCGCAGCAUUGGCC
This is a messenger RNA of Drosophila novamexicana, 535 nucleotides long. RefSeq lists its product as uncharacterized. The record is from RefSeq and is a predicted model, not a curated record. Bases 12 to 521 code for a protein of 169 amino acids. NCBI's taxonomy places the organism in Eukaryota, Metazoa, Arthropoda, Insecta, Diptera, Drosophilidae. The transcript has a single exon.